AUGAAGCCUGUUUCGCUGAGCUUCGCCUCUCUCGCAGCGCUCCUGUCUGGAGUAAGCGGCCUUGCUCGUGUAUCCCAGCGCUCAGCGCCUAAUCCGAAUUGUUUUCCAUUCGGCAGCCAGGCGAGACUCAAUGCAGAUCUGCAGCCUCCGCACGUUUCGAGAGAAGAAUGGUGGUGUCCGCAAUCUGAUUUCUAUGGAUUUCUCGGCUUUUCAUUCCCCUUUCAGUUCACCAAUGAAGACUUUGAGGUUGCAAGUAUUAGCUCUCACAUGCAGCAGAUGAAGCGCCAAUUUGGCGCCACAAUGAUUCGCAUGUACAUUCCGGAAAGCUACACCACGCAGCUGUGGGAGAAUGUGCUCGAGGCUGCUAUUUUGAACAACAUGGGAGUUGUGGUCCAAGUGGCAUUCCCAAUUAGUGGGUCACAGCUCUCUUGGGAAAAAGUACUGGAAACGACACUCUUCGAAACUUUAUCAAACAGCAAAUAUUCAAAAAUUGCACCGUAUGUCAUCUAUGCCGCCGAAUAUCUCAAUGAACCAGUUGGAGAUUGCGACAUGUGUGCGGCUGGUAGCACUGGCAAUGCAUCUGCGCCAGCCAGCCUGACGAAUUUGACUAUGGGCAUGUCCAACUUCCGCAAGGAGAUGAACAAGCAUGGUAUUCCAGCGGGAAUUAGUGAAGAUUGGGAUAGACCAAAUUUGAUGAGCGGUGCACCUGGUUCUGAUGGAUUGGGUGUUGGAUUGGGCGUUGUAGGAAAGGCGCUUGAACCAGUGUUGGACUUUAUCCACGCCCAUGUUAUGGCUUAUUACCAUAACAUCCAGGUCGAUGAUGCUUGGACUUAUACCGCCAAUCAGGUCUUGUGGUAUAAGAAAUACCUCCCUCAGUUUCCACUCAUCAUCUCAGAGAUGAUGUGGGCUACAGGCUACAAUGUUUUGCAUGCUGGCGGCUACAUCACCGGUUUUGCCGUUGCAGAAGUGAGCGUUGCUGAUUAUACCAAGUUCUGGAAGACGGUGGACGCAAAUUGCGCAUUUCUAAAGGAGCACAACACGGCAUACUUUAUCCAUGCGUGGAGGCAGCAAGGCACCCUGAAUAUGCUUCAGAAUGAUGGAAGUGUUGUUAUCCCAAAUUGGAAGCCUAAGAAAUGGUGCUAA
Molecule: messenger RNA, 1143 nt
Organism: Trichoderma breve
Lineage: Eukaryota; Fungi; Ascomycota; Sordariomycetes; Hypocreales; Hypocreaceae
Exons: 3
Coding region: 1-1143 (380 amino acids)
Source: RefSeq, a predicted model, not a curated record